ACUUAUAUCUGCGUCACCCCCAGACAGACAAAACUUACAAAGCUUACUUUGACCCCAGCUCAAGCCCAUCCAAUUACUACCACUACCACUACCACUACCACUACCACCACUACCGCUACAACCAUAACCAUCACAAUGUCAACCUCCGCACUAACACUGGGCCUGCUGACCUCGCUGGGCGGCACAAUCGGCUACCUGCGGACGGGCUCGGUGCCGUCCAUCGCGGCGGGACUGGCGGUGGGUGCGCUGUACCUGCUGGGGUGGGCGCGGCUGCGGGCGGCGCAGCCGUACGGCGCGGAGCUGGCGCUGCUGGCCUCGGUGGUGCUGUCGGGCAGCUCGAUCCCGCGGGCGGUGCGCUCGGGCAAGCCCGUGCCGACGUUCCUGAGCGUGCUGGCGGUGUAUGGGCUUGUGGUUUUUGGGGGGUUGGUUUUCCGGAAAUAAUCUUGUGUAUCUGGUUUAAGGAUUGAGGUGCUGGGGAGUUGGAGGAUUGGAGGUAUCUGGGAAGCUGAAAAGAAGGGGGGUUCCGGGGGUUCUCCCCCGGGAACGCCUACUUCUAGUAUGGGGGACUGGGGUGUGGUUUACGGUCAUAGUCUACGAUUGAUGGUUCACGCUUUACAGUUCAAUAGUUGAUGCAGAGGCAUUCUAUUGUCCAGGUGCUCAAACUGGUCGCAGCUCAUAUUCCUUAGUGUAAUGGCCUACCUUCUAGACUGGACUUACAUCUUACCCCAACGGCCCGCCGCCGCACCCA
Molecule: messenger RNA, 748 nt
Organism: Aspergillus homomorphus CBS 101889
Lineage: Eukaryota; Fungi; Ascomycota; Eurotiomycetes; Eurotiales; Aspergillaceae
Product: TMEM14 family protein
Exons: 2
Coding region: 136-441 (101 amino acids)
Cellular component (GO): membrane
Source: RefSeq, a predicted model, not a curated record